AUGCCAACCUAUGUGAAGUUUUUGAAGGAUAUUUUGACAAAGAAAAAGAGGCUUGGCGAGUUUGAAACUGUCACUUUGACGGAGGGAUGUAGUGCUAUGUUGAAAAGUAAAAUUCCACCCAAAUUGAAAGAUCCGGGAAGCUUUACAAUUCUAAUUUCUAUGGGGGGUCGAGAUGCUGGAAGAGCUCUUUGUGACUUGGGAGCUAGGAAAAUUGAAGAUGUGUUGGUGCAAGUGGAUAAGUUCAUUUUUCCGGCUGAUUUCAUUAUUCUUGACUAUGAGGAAGAUAGGAAAAUUCCAAUUAUUUUAGGGAGGCCAUUUCUUGGUACGGGAAGGACUUUUAUAGAUGCUGAAAAAGGAGAGCUUACCAUGAGAGAUCAAGAUGAGCAAGCCACAUUCAAGGUCUUUCAUCCUAUGCGUGCUCCGAAUGCAAUAGGAGAAUGCUUAGCAAUUAGAGAUAUGGAUCCUCACAUGGUUGAGGAGUCCUAA
Molecule: messenger RNA, 486 nt
Organism: Cannabis sativa
Lineage: Eukaryota; Viridiplantae; Streptophyta; Magnoliopsida; Rosales; Cannabaceae
Exons: 2
Coding region: 1-486 (161 amino acids)
Source: RefSeq, a predicted model, not a curated record